Molecule: messenger RNA, 3851 nt
Organism: Notechis scutatus (mainland tiger snake)
Lineage: Eukaryota; Metazoa; Chordata; Lepidosauria; Squamata; Elapidae
Gene: RAB37
Product: RAB37, member RAS oncogene family
Molecular function (GO): GTP binding; GTPase activity
Source: RefSeq, a predicted model, not a curated record
CUCUCCCUUCCUGAGCGCCAGAAAGGGGCGGUUCCGCGCGUGGGCAGGAGAAGGAGGGGGCCGAAGCAGCGUGGCCGGAGCUCUCGAAACUACCCGGGCAGUUCCUGCUCCUUGCGCGGGAGCCACCAUGACCAGCAACGGAGCAGGCAAUGAGGGCGCCGUUCCGGCGCGCAACGGAGCCCCCGGCGCCCUUCCGCCGGCGGUGAAGCCCUUGUUGCUCGGCAAGAGUUACGACGUCUCCGGCAAGGUGAUGCUGCUUGGAGAUUCAGGUGUGGGAAAGACCUGCUUCCUUGUCCAGUUCAAAGAUGGAGCCUUCCUCUCUGGGACCUUCAUAGCUACUGUCGGGAUAGACUUCCGGAAUAAAGUGGUAACAGUGGAUGAUGUAAAAGUGAAACUGCAGAUUUGGGACACAGCUGGUCAGGAAAGGUUCCGGAGUGUAACACAUGCAUACUAUCGUGAUGCACAAGCUCUCCUCCUCCUUUAUGAUAUCACCAACAAAGUCUCCUUUGACAGUAUUCGGGCUUGGCUCACAGAAAUCCAUGAAUAUGCCCAAAAGGAUGUGGUUAUCAUGCUCCUAGGUAAUAAGGCUGACAUGAGCAGUGAGCGAGUUAUCAGAACAGAGGACGGGGAAUCCUUAGCCAGGGAAUAUGGAGUGCCUUUCAUGGAGACUAGUGCCAAGACCGGUAUGAAUGUGGAACUGGCAUUUCUGGCCAUCGCAAAAGAGCUCAAGCAACGAGCUGUGAAGCAGCUGGACGAGCCCAGGUUCCAAAUCCACGACUACAUUGAGUCAGAGAAGAGGCGGUCCAACUGCUGUACUUUUCUCUGAAGGAAGAAGAUACUAAGGCAGUCUGAAUGACCGAACACUAAAGAGACCAAGGAGCAGAGUGCCACCCAGAAGAUGCAGGGAAGGAAGGAAAGAAAUUUGGGGGGAUCUACUCCAAAGACAUUACUUUUUAGAGAAUCCUUUUAGAGACUGUACAUAAGAAGUAUAUGUCUGCUGUUGAUUGCCAUGUGUGGAUGUGAAGGAAGAGUUAAGAAUGCAUGUGUGAAAGUAUGCAAAGGCAAUCAGGUUCUAUAGUAUUACUCAGGCCUAUCAUUCACUGGUAAGAGGAAAAGUAUGGCCCACACCAAAGCAAAUCAAGCUUUUUCUUAACUCUCACAGCCCUGCACUUUGCCUUGAAAAAAGAGGGAGGGUUGACUGGGAGCUACAGAGGCGGUCUCUCCCUUUCAAAGGCCAUGGGAGGUAUUGCCCUAAAAAGCCAUGGUUUGUAUGAAUACUGAAACCAGCAGGAAUAUUCAGUCAAGUAAAAGUAGACCGAUUUCCUUUGACCUCUGGCCUUUCCUGCUUCCCACACCCAAAGAUCCUGCCAGGAUCUUGCUUUGCUUCUCCUCCCUUCCUCCCUCUGCCCAAGGAAGGGACUCUGGGGAUCUGCGUGUGUCUUUUGUCCUGGCUGGAACAUCAAGAAAAUGCUGCUGACUGGAGUUAGGUGGGGGAGAAAGAGAGAGACCACUAUACUUUUAUGACCAUAAACAAAGGGAAGUGUUAGAAAGUGGACUGUUUGUUUUGAUGGUGCGAUGAAAGACCCAUCUGGGUGGGGGGAAAAGAAAAGUCAGCAUGCUGGUGUAACAGGCCAGAAAGCCUUAGCCUCUGCCCUUCAGAUGAACAAGCCUGCUUCUGAGUCUUAUUUCCUCAGAAAAUAACCAGUGGUAGAUCCAUACUAAGAAGUGGUUGCUUCUUUGAGUUUUUGGUCCCUUCUUACAAGCACAUCUUGGGAUUCUCCAGAAGAAGUGAGCCUUUUUAUAAUUCUCAUCAAGUAUUUGAUCCCAAAAAUUCUGGAAGGGGGAAACUUAUGUUUGAACUAAGCUCAUUUCUGUCACAUAACCCUGUUUUAUAAGCACGUGUCAUUUAGAAUAGGCUGGGUAUUUCGCCAUCAUUCCAGUACACCCAACCACGUACAUUCACACCAACAGGUACAGCCCAGAGAAAACUGCAUGCAUUGGCAGCCUAUAAAUAUACAUAUAUAUAUGAAGCAUGUUUCCCUCCAGAUGAGGAGACUGUAACAUUGGGUUGCACUAGGAUUUCUCCAUAGUGAGUUGGUUCUGGAUGGCAUUCAGUGAUCCUUCUGUCCUUGACAACACCCUGCUUGCAUCUCUUUCCAUUGGGUUGGCAGGUUACUGCAAGCUGUUCCCAACAGCUGUUCAGCUUAGACAAGCUCAACCAGAUCCGUUUGCAGACUUCUUUCCAGGAGGGAGGAAGAUGGGGAGCCCUUCUUCCAGACAGUGAGGGGUAACAUAUAAACUGGUCGGCUGCAUUUGGAUGCGAGGGAGACAGCGGGGAGAGGAAAUGAUUGGUUGGGUGAGCCUAGGGCCCUGGAACAGUCUGUGAUGGGUCAGGGAUGCUUUGGUAUUAUUAGGCUGAGACAGCACAGAGAAAUAUCCAAGACCAAAUGGUUUUGUCUGCCUGUCUUCAGGUACACACCACACCGUGCAAUGCAUUUUUGACUUGAAUUUCCCUUACAAAUUUAACUUGUCACCUAGCUCACGGCUGUCUCUCUUCUUCCCUGCUUCUGGAAGUAAGCAACCAGUGGAUUGUGUCUAGAUCAGAGUUCCCUCACCUUUUCGACUUUGCAGGCUAGCGGGGGGACAGGGGGAGGAGAGGAGAUGGUUCCAUGUGAGCAGUGGGCAAGCACUCAUGUGCGCACACAAACACAGCUCCAUUUGCACAAGUGGUGGGCAUGGACAACUGCCCAUGGGGAUGCGUGCAUGCACAGGUGUGCUCACCCACCCCUUUUACGAUCUGGUUCCAAACGGCUCAAGGCCUGGAGGUGGGCUGCGGCCCAGGGGUUGGGGAGCUCCUGGUCUAGGUUGAUCUGAGCUUUGCUGAUCUAGCAUAGCACGGUGGCCUUUUGUUUCUUUUUAAAGCUCCUUUUAAUUUUUUUUUCUUUUUCCUUUCUAAAGUUCCAAAAUGUGACGUUAACUCUUACUCAGGGGUCUUCAAACUUGACAGCUUUAAGACUUGUGGACUUCAACUCCACUCAGGAAUUCUGGGAGCUGAAGUGCCACAAGUCUUAAACUUGCCUAGUUUGAAGACCCUUGCUCUUACUGAUCGUCCCCAACAAAGUGUAUCCCUCCCUCCCAUUUCCUGGUUUCUUUAAUCCGCGUGGGUUAGGCAAGAGCUAACUGUAGCCGGCCAUGCUCCUUAGACAUUAUGCGAGGCAGGUGGCAAGAAAUGGAAGCCUUAUCGCUGAAAGAGCGCUCUUCCUAGCAAAGCCCACAUAUUUGUUGCCCUGGCAGCAUGCACAGUUUCCCAGAAAAACAACAGCAAGUGUGCCAGGAUUUAAGAGAGGGAGGCGGAUUCUAGCCAAACGGAGCAUAGUUCCAUAUUGCCUGCACCUUUCCUGACAAAUGCAUGAUCUUUGCAGAUCUUUGUACAAGUUUAAGUACCUCGAGAUCAACGAAAGGAAUAAUGUUAUGGGGAAAAGAAUAUCAUCUUCAUCAUCAUCAUUGUCCUUUCCUGGAUCUGCUCAUCCUUUUUUCUCUGAUCAGAAAUUCAGCUCUCUUUUUUAAUGUCUGCACAUGUUUUCCCAUGUUAAAAUUGUUAACAGACCUGUGCAAUUGUGACCCAAUACAUGUAGGCUGUAUAGCAACAGAAGACAAUCCUUUGGGUCCACCGCACGUUAGAAAAUUUUGGUUCAUGUUUCUUUAAGAAUGGGCUGCCCUGCGCAGAUCCCCUGUUCACAAAAUUACUGAGGUGAUCUACACCUUUGCAGGCCUGAAGGUAUUGUAGCAAAUAAAUGCUAUGUUUGAAGCUGGGACAUUGCUUUGCAACAUGUCAAUUUUAUUUCUUUUUU